UGGGAAAUGCUUCCUCACAACCACACAGGCACUGUAGUGCCCUUCGUAGACAGCUCGGGACCAGGAAAGCAGAACAAAACGCAUAUGCACGCAUACAGAUGACAGUAACAUAUCUGGCAAUCGAGACCUAUCUGAGCAAGCUUCGACCUCUCAACCCGCCCCUCGACCGUAAAUUCCGUCGUCCUGGCCCUCUGCGACGAGUAAGUCUGAUCGCACUCGCCUGCCUACGCCUUCGCGCAUCGAGGAAUCCCGGGCUCGAGGCCUGCAGCAGCAAGGAUGAAGGUCUUGGAGGCGCAGUCGGCAGUCUUGACCAAUGUCGAAGUCUACGAAUUUCUGUCCAACCAAGCGAAGCAGUACCAGGAACAGAAGCGUCGAGGUCCGGGGAACCUCGAGACGCUCCGCAGAGAGGUUCUGCAAUACUUUGAGACGCCCCCGGGCCCGUUGAGCCAGAAGCCCUUGCCCUACGAUUCCAAAGCCAUCGCCGUUCUGGUCAAGCGGCUGGUCCCGUACGAGAUCACCAAGGGCGAGUGCAUCAUGGUCCUCAACAUCCGCCCCACCAGCAUCCCGGUCCUUAACACCGUCGUCGAGGAUAUGGAGGACCGUUUCAACGCCGACCAACAGCAGGAGAUCCUCGAUAUCGUCGUCGAAAUACUCGGCCAAUUCCCCGUCGAAGGGGGGGAGGACGGUCAAGGCGGCGGCGUCCUGCAAACCACGGAAAAUGGCCAAUGA
Molecule: messenger RNA, 729 nt
Organism: Durotheca rogersii
Lineage: Eukaryota; Fungi; Ascomycota; Sordariomycetes; Xylariales; Xylariaceae
Product: HRDC-like protein
Exons: 2
Coding region: 277-729 (150 amino acids)
Biological process (GO): transcription initiation at RNA polymerase III promoter
Cellular component (GO): RNA polymerase III complex
Molecular function (GO): nucleotide binding
Source: RefSeq, a predicted model, not a curated record